This is a messenger RNA of Impatiens glandulifera, 939 nucleotides long. Its product is annotated as phosphatidylinositol transfer protein 3-like. The record is from RefSeq and is a predicted model, not a curated record. Lineage: Eukaryota; Viridiplantae; Streptophyta; Magnoliopsida; Ericales; Balsaminaceae. The transcript has 6 exons. The coding region runs from base 21 to 800 and encodes 259 amino acids.
AUUAUUACAAUAGAUCGAGAAUGGAAUCCACUAAGAAAUUUGAAGAAUUGAAGAAGUUGGAAACCAAAAACAACGAAAUAAGUCCGGAAGAAGACAAGAAAAUCGAUCUCAUGAGAUCAUCCUUAACCGUUCUUCAGGAACAGGAAGACAAUAAUAUCUCUGUCAAGGAAGUGGGAGAUGAUUUGAUGCUGAGGAGAUUUCUUCGGGCACGCGAUGGAGACGUAGAGAAGGCCACUUCCAUGUUUGUGAAGUACCUAAGCUGGAGGAAAUCGUUUGUUCCAAAUGGUUCGAUAUCUGCUUCAGAAGUUGCAAAAGAUCUCAACCAGAAUAAGAUGUUCAUGCAAGGAUUUGAUAAGCAAGGCCGACCCAUCACAGUUGGUUUGGCUGGUCGCCAUUUCCAUCUUAAAGGAGGCAUCGAAGACUAUAAACGUUAUGUGGUUUAUUUUCUGGACAAAGUAAUUUCCAGGAUGCCUUCAGGACAAGAGAAAUUUGUAUUUAUAGGCGAUCUUGAUGGAUGGGGGUAUGCUAACAUCGAUAUCCGUGCAUGCUUGGGAGCUCUUACGGUUCUUCAGGAUUUCUAUCCGGAACGACUAGGAAAAUUAUUUAUUGUCAACGCGCCUUAUAUAUUUAUGAUGGUGUGGAAGAUGAUUACCCCGUUUAUCGACAAUAACACCAAGAAGAAGAUAAUAUUUGUGGAGAAGAAGGACAUAAAAGCAACUUUGCUAGAAGAUAUUGAAGAGAACCAACUUCCAGAUGUGUAUGGUGGAAAACUUUCAUUAGUAUCCAUCCAAGAUGCUUAACCUAGAUCUCACCCAUUUCUUCAUCUCAUCAUAACUAAGGCUUUUGGAUUGUGUCUUGUCCUAAAAUCUAAGUUAUUUUCUUUCAAUAAAACUCGUAUAUAAUCAAAUUAAAUAUUUGUAUUCUAAUACUUUUUACUAU